UCAGUACGGUGUAGUUUUUUACAAAGAACCAAAACAUUGUCAAAAAGCCACGUUUUUAGUGUUUUUCUGCAUUUGUUCGAGGAAAAUGAAAAGUUGUGCGAUUUGUGAAGAAACUGAAGCGAAAUAUCGAUGUCCUGCUUGUGAAGUAGAGACAUGUUGCCUACAAUGUGUACGAGAACACAAGUCUGCUUCAGGGUGCACAGGUGUUCGGGAGAAGGCCGCUUAUGUUCCUCUGUCAGACUUCAGAGACAUUCAUUUAUUAAGUGAUUACAGAUUUCUGGAAGAUGGUGGGCGAAAAACUAACAAUGCUGCCAGAGAUCAGUUGAAAAGAUCAAGUGUUCCAAACUUUCUCAGAACUAUAGAAACACAAGCCAAGCACAGAGGAGUAAGACUUCGUUUGAUGCCGUAUCCCAUGACAAAGAGAAAGACGAACAGCACAUAUUACCAGUACAAAUCAAAAACAUUACAUUGGCAUGUUGAAUGGGAGUUCCCAGAAAUAAACUACACAACAACUGACAGAAGAGUUCCAGAAAUAACCCCGCUUAGAGAGGUUCUAGCCAAGCACACUGGCGAUAAUGCUGACCCUAUAGAGAAACACAGACUACAGGCAUAUAUUGACGGCGGAGAAGAUGGGUUCAGGGUUUUUAUGAAACAAACAGGAACAAAGCCAGGACAGGAUAGAUUUUACAGCCUAGAUUUGGACCAGACACUUAGUGAGAACCUGAAGGAUAAAGAAAUAGUGGAAUACCCCACCCUAGUUGUUGUACAGAGAAAAAACUGGGACGACUAUUCACUGGUUACAGAUGAUAGUUCACCCGAGGUACAACAAGAAGACCCAGUAAAAGAGGAAUCUACAUCAUCAGUCCAGCAAGUUCACCAACAGAAUGAUACCAUUGUUACCUAGAUUACUUCCACUCUCAUUCACCACCAAUGAGUUUGAGACUGAAAACUGCAUAUUUUACUUCUAUUGUAAAAUUGCUAUAUAAAAAGCAAUGAUGACCCAGUAAUACCUACUGUAUCUGUAUGAGAAUAAGUUGCUCUGCAUUUACUUCUGAACAUUAUUAUAUUAAAGAUAAAUUAAAAAUAGAAAAUUUCACUUUUUAGCUCACCUGUCACUUUGUGACAAGGUGAGCUUCUGUGAUCGCCUUUUGUCCGGCUUCCGGCGUGCGUCGUCCGUCAACAAUUUACUUAAAAGACAUCUCCUCCUUAACCGCUGGGCCAAUAUUAAUAAAACUUCAUAGGGAUGUUCCUUGGGUGGUCUUCUAUCAAAGUUGUUCAAAGAAUUCAAUUCCAUGCAGAACUCUGGUUGCCAUGGCAAAAAUCUUCUUCUCUCAAACCACAAGGCUUAGGCCGUUGAUAUAUGGUAGGUAGGAUCACCAAAUGGUCCUCUACCAAGAUUGUUCAAAUUAUGGCCCUUGGGUCAAAAUUGGCCCAGCCCCGUGGGGUCAUGGGUUUUCUCUAUAUGUUUAUAGUGAAAACUUAAAAAAUCUUCUCCUCUGAACUUACUUGGCCUAGAGCUUAGAUAUUUGGCAUGGUUCAUCGUCUAGUGGACCUCUACAAAGUUUGUUCAAAUUAUGGCCCUGGGGUCAAAAUUGGCCCUGCCCCGGGGGGUCAUGGGUUUUCUCUAUAUGUUUAUAGUGAAAACCUUAAAAAAUCUCCUCCUCUGAACUUACUUGGCCUAGAGCUUAGAUAUUUGGCAUGAUUCAUCGUCUAGUGGACCUCUACAAAGUUUGUUUAAAUUAUGGCCCUUGGGUCAAAAUUGGCCCCGCCCCGGGGGGUCAUGGGUUUUCUCUAUAUGUUUAUAGUGAAAACUUAAAAAGUCUUCUUCUCUGAACUUACUUGGCCUAGAGCUUAGAUAUUUGGCAUGAUUCAUUGUCUAGUGGACCUCUACAAAGUUUGUUCAAAUUAUAGCCCUGGGGUCAAAAUUGGCCCUGCCCCUGGGGGGUCAUGGGUUUUCUCUGUAUGUUUAUAGUUAAAACUUCAAAAAUCUUCUCCUCUGAACUUACUUGGACUAGAGCUUAUUUAUUUGGCAUGAUUCAUCGUCUAGUGGACCUUUACAAAGAUUGUUCAAAU
Messenger RNA from Mya arenaria, 2073 nucleotides. Its product is annotated as box C/D snoRNA protein 1-like. The record is from RefSeq and is a predicted model, not a curated record. Gene Ontology annotation, biological process: maturation of LSU-rRNA from tricistronic rRNA transcript (SSU-rRNA, 5.8S rRNA, LSU-rRNA); snoRNA localization; box C/D snoRNP assembly. The transcript has 8 exons. Bases 86 to 904 code for a protein of 272 amino acids. Gene Ontology annotation, cellular component: pre-snoRNP complex; nucleus. NCBI's taxonomy places the organism in Eukaryota, Metazoa, Mollusca, Bivalvia, Myida, Myidae.